Lates calcarifer (barramundi perch) is the source of this 1257-nucleotide messenger RNA. It is a transcript of the gene anxa14, whose product is annotated as annexin A14. Gene Ontology annotation, cellular component: cytoplasm. The record is from RefSeq and is a predicted model, not a curated record. The transcript is spliced from 14 exons. The coding region runs from base 218 to 1165 and encodes 315 amino acids. Gene Ontology annotation, molecular function: calcium-dependent phospholipid binding; calcium ion binding. NCBI's taxonomy places the organism in Eukaryota, Metazoa, Chordata, Actinopteri, Centropomidae.
UUGGGAAUCGAGGAUGAAGGGGGUCACGUGAGACGUGAGAACUCGUAGGUAAAGACAGCGUGCUGUGAUCUGCCGACAGAUGUCUGUUUUAACAGCAGGAACGCUGACAGGUGAACAGCAGGUAGCAGCUGAGCAGCACUGAGAACUGGACAGAUUGAAACUGAGAGGAAUACAUUUGUAUCUCAGUGGUCUCGUGAUGCUCAGGUAAAACGAACCCAUGGACCCUGAGUAUUUCAAAUCCUAUGAGAUGUGUUGGGGCACCCUUGGAACAGUGCGACCCUUCUCCAAUUUCCACCCUGACAGAGAUGUUUUGGAGAUCCAAGCAGCGCUGCAGAAGAAAGAUGUGGUAACCCUGGUGAGAAUCUUGACCAAUCGGAGCAAUGCUCAGAGACAAGUGAUCGCCAGCACCUUUGAAGAGAUGACACAGAAGGACCUGGCAGCUGGUUUAAAGAAAGUGCUGGCUGGAGAUCUGGAGUCUCUGCUGCUGGACCUGCUGAUUCCCCCUGUGCAGUACGAAGCUCAACGCCUGCAGCAGGCCAUGGCGGGUUUAGGCACAGAUGAGGAAACACUAAUGGAGAUCCUGUGUACACGGUCUGGAAAGCAGCUUCAGGAAAUCAGUGCUGUGUACAAACAAUUGUACAAGAAAGACCUGGAGAAAGAACUGAAAGGAGAAACCAGUGGAGACUUUGCUAAGCUUGCUCUGGCUUUGCUAAAUAAAGAAAAUGUUCCCGGUGUGGUUCAGAGAGAUAUUGAGUCUCUCUCUGCGUCACUAAAUGGGAAGAAAGCUGAUGCAGGGCCGUGGAUUGACAUACUGACCUCUAGAGACACAGACCAUCUCAACAAAGUGUUGAUGGGACUGGAGCUGCAUACCGGACAGGUGGCAGAUGAAGUUGUGGAGAAGCGAUUCUCAGGAGACUUUCGACUGGGCUUGAAAGUUUUAGUGCAAUGCAUUCAAAAUCCUGAUGCCUACCUUGCUAAAAGACUGUCUGCCGCAAAGACACCGAUAUUGCAAGGCAUUAUGGUGUCUCACUCUGAGGAAGAUCUGCUGUGUAUUCGAGCAGCCUACCUUAAAUCAACAGGCACUUCUCUCUACACUGCUCUACAGAAACAGUUCAAAGGAGAUUAUCUACAGGCUCUGCUGGCCAUCUGUCGAUCUGAAGAUUAAACAAGCUACAAAUAUGUUCCAUUUUUUAAAUCAUUUAUAUCAGUCUAUGGUAGUGCACAAAUAAACUUCAUGUUCUGUUGCUACUUUUCAUA